Messenger RNA from Penicillium subrubescens, 1569 nucleotides. RefSeq names its product glycosyl hydrolase family 79 C-terminal domain-containing protein. NCBI's taxonomy places the organism in Eukaryota, Fungi, Ascomycota, Eurotiomycetes, Eurotiales, Aspergillaceae. The record is from RefSeq and is a predicted model, not a curated record. The transcript has 4 exons. Bases 1 to 1569 code for a protein of 522 amino acids.
AUGGCUCCCUCUCUUGCUUCAGCUUCUCUCCUUAGCCUCGCUGGUAUCGCUGCCGCGAGUGCCUCUCCCUCCCCACUAGUUGUAUCAUCGCCUGCAAAGGUGCCGACUGGUGCUUCUUGGAGCGUGCCCCAUGAUUUUGCCUCCUUCUCCUUUCCGGCUCACUUCUUCAAGGACUACGCUGGCAACACCACGCACCCUAAUUUCUUUUCCCGGGACAUCUUUGAUCUUCUUUAUUCCAAAACCGGGGCUCACCCUUUCAUCCGAGUAGGUGGUACCUCAACUGACCGGGUUUGGUACAAUGCUUCUCAAAAGAUUGACUCGUACAACUGGUACAACGAGUCAUCCCUAACGGCCGCGUUGGGCAUCGCUGACCGUGUCUACAUCGGGCCCGCGUUCUUUGGGGGCUUUAACAACUUCCCAGGAACACACUGGUCCUGGCAGAUCAACAUGGGCACCGACUACGGCGAAGAGGGCGGCCUCGACAAUGCCAUGGAGGUGGCCAAGCUCGUCAUGGACCGCGUUCAGGAUCGGCUCGAGAGCUUUGAGAUUGGCAACGAACCUGAGUACUUCGUUACACUGGGUGAGCGCCAGGAGAACUACACCAUAGACGAUUACGUUCGAGACUGGAAUAAGUAUGCCGACGCAGCCUCGGAGCGUGUCCUAAAGGGCAACAAGUACAGGCUUGAUGAGACUCGCUUCUUCCAAGGCGGGACCUUCACAAGUGGUCAAGAUGAGGAGUGGAAUGUAGAGAAUGCGUUUGCUCACGGCAUGGACAGCAAGGGCCACGUCAAGACUAUGUCGUACCAUCAGUAUGCUGCCAGUAACCAGGGCUGGGUACGACUGCAGAACUCGUACAUGAACCACACCGCCGUGACAGACAACGUGACGCAGUAUGAGAGCGCGAUUGACUUCUGCCAUUCGUACGAGCCCUUUGUGCCGCUAGUCCUUGGCGAGACCAACAGCAACGCGUACAACCUGAACAUGUCACAGGUCGAGGGCGUCUUCGGCUCCGCCCUGUGGCUAAUCGACCACCUGAUGACAGGCAUGGCCCACAACAUCACACGCUACAACCUCAUCCAGGGCACCACCUUCGGCUACAGUGGCUGGGUCCCCGUCGUCUCGGGCGGCCGCGACCCGUACGUACGCGCCCCUCUGUACGGUCAGAUCUUCGCCGCCGACGUCCUUGGUCACCACCCGGCCGUCCAGGUGCAUAACGUCCCCGGCCUGCCGUGGAACAUGUCCGCCUACGGCGUAUAUGAAUCCGGCCACCUCGUGCGCUACGUUGUCAUCAACUUUGACGAGUGGAACGCAACUACACCCUAUGAGCGCCCCGUGCAGUCGAUCAGGCUGGACGUGCCUCGCGGCGUCGAUAGCGUCAACGUCAGGCGCCUGACUGGCAACGGCGCGAGCGCGGACGAGGGUAUCCAGUGGGCCGGUCAGAGCUGGAACUAUACAGAUGGCAGGCUGGUCGAGAACGGGAAGGAGAUUUGGGAGACUGCCAGAGUGAACAAGGGCGUGGUGCACCUUGACAUUCCGAGCACUGAGGCUAUGAUGGUCUCGCUGGCAUAA